Molecule: messenger RNA, 540 nt
Organism: Juglans microcarpa x Juglans regia
Lineage: Eukaryota; Viridiplantae; Streptophyta; Magnoliopsida; Fagales; Juglandaceae
Exons: 2
Coding region: 1-540 (179 amino acids)
Source: RefSeq, a predicted model, not a curated record
AUGGACAGUACGAUGAUACCAGCUGUCGUCCCAACUGAGUUGCGCGAGGCAUAUCGAAAUAGGUUGGGCCGAGUUGCCCAAAAUGUGUUGGCAAUAGUUGAUUUCGAUAUGAAAUUUAUAUUUGUUCACACUGGAUGGGAGGGAUCCGCGCAUGAUGCACGUGUGUUCCACCAUGCUGCAAGUGAUCCAGAAGCCCGUUUUCCAUGGCCACCAGAGGUUUGUAAUAUUGUAAAACGAACAUUUGGUGUUAUAAAAGAACGAUUCACCAUUCUCUCCAACAUGUCUCCAUAUUCGGUUGGGUGGCAAGGACUGAUUAUUACAGCGUGUUGUGCACUGCACAACUUUAUUAGAUCGGUCACUCCCGAUGACUGGAUAUUUCAAAUAUGGAGUACGAUGCAUUUACCAGUUAUUGAGCCUGCGGUUGGUGACGGGGCAUCCUCAUCUGCUCAUGUAGACUUGUCAACUGAAGCCCAAAACAAUAUGGCUGCGAUUAGAGAUGAGAUUGCCAUUUCUAUGUGGGAAGCAAGGGGUGGCCAUUGA